Molecule: messenger RNA, 975 nt
Organism: Caenorhabditis elegans
Lineage: Eukaryota; Metazoa; Nematoda; Chromadorea; Rhabditida; Rhabditidae
Source: the annotation of a RefSeq genome assembly
AUGCCUGCUAAACGGCUAACUCUUCUCGAUCUGCCUAUAACAGUUGCGAAUGAAGUUCUGGAGAAGCUUGAAAUCGAGGAAUUGAUGACCUGCCGAAAAGUUUGUCGAAGUUUACGGACCGCUGUUGAUAGACUCGGAGCUAACUUCACCGAUCUUGAAGUUAUCUUGAAUAAAAAUAAUCAAUACGUUUCGAUAUGUCUCGACGGUAUUACAGUCAAAUACUCUAAAUCAUCUCGUGAUGGAACAGAUGUAUGAUGCUCCAGAACUCGGCAACGGAAAAUGAAUUUUAUAAGAGGAGCAAACUAUUUGAACAUAUUUUUCAAUGAUUUGAAGAUUCUUUUGAAGCAUGUAUCUCAUCUAUCUAUUCAAACCGUUUGGAAAGAAGUCAAAUAUAGAGAAUACUUUGUCAGAUUUCUAGUAGACGUAUUGAAAGAGGAAGUUCCAAGUCAAACAACCAAACAAACUAAAGGGAAUCUCCACAUAGAAUCUAUAAGUCUGCAUACGGUCUCAAUCGACAAUGUUUUAUUAAUCAUACCGUUAUUCAAUAGUCAAACAUUGAGAAGUAUUGAAUUAGGAGGAAUACAUAACAGAACAUCUCGCAAAUUUGAGAGAAUAUUUCGCCUGGAUCAAUGGAAAAACGCGAAGUACUUCACUUUUUGGGAUACCUGGUCUAAAUGUCCACCUAUCGAACAUUUCUUGCAUUUUGAGGAGUUUAGAUUUGAAACUCAAGAUUUUCCAAUACAAAAUGUGAUUAAAAUUCGAGAUGAUCUGUUGCAAAGAUGUACGUUCCAGGAGUGCACAAUUUCGGUUCUAAAAUCAAAUUUUAAACCUGUCGAAUUUGCAAGAAUAUUUCAACAGGACUAUGCUGGUGAUGACAAAUUUACCAUAGAGUAUUCAAACGGGAAUUCCAAAUUUAAAAUAAAUUGCGGAGAAUAUCAUGAACUCAUGUGGGAGUUUGAAAUCGAAAGAUGCUAA